GUAUUAGUUUACUGCCGAACGCCGGCCCGACCGGUCACACGUGUGUGUCGUCGUUGUUGCAUUAUUAUUCCAUUUUUUAAAAAUUUGAUUUGAUUUUGAUUUUUCAAAUUUUCUGGUGGCGCUGAAUUAAAAAAACACGAAAAAAAUAGACCCGACGGGUGUUUUGCCAACAGCGACGGCGCAAGAUCAAACGUCCAUCCGUCGAAACGUUUCGAUAACAAACCGCCGUGUGGGAGGAGUGUGCCGUGUGUGUAGGAGGAGGAGGCCUGCCUUGUGUGUGUGUGUGUGUGUGUGCGCGAUCAGUGGUAGCAGCAGCAGCAGCAGCAAACCCCCGCUGUUAUUUAGACGUCCAUCAGUUUCCGCUCGACGCCUCGACCCUGCGGACGAGAAAAACAAAAAAUCCCGUCGCCUUUCGUUUUGUGUUUUGGUUUUUUUGGCGAUCGAGUUGAACUUUGAUCGUGAGCGAUAAUUGACACCAUCGUGUGGAGUCCAUCCUUCUUCUUGCUGUUAGACUCGGUGGUGUACAGUUGUGAGUGCCGUUUUCGAUCGUUUUCGUGUGGGCGGGCGAUUUGAAACACAAUUUCAAAAAAGGAUUCCGAGAAACAGCAAAAGUGUCAGGUGCGGAUCGUGAUCGGGAUGGAAUCGGCAACUAAAAUGAAAAGCGCCUCAGUCGUCAGGUCACCGUCGACGUCGCCCACCGAUUUGUCGCUGUGCAGCUCCAAACGCAAAGCCAUUUCGCACCAGUCGUCCAGCCAUCACCACCAUCACCACAACAACAACAACAACAACAACAGCAAACGAUUCCGGUUGUCGGAAGCGGCCGAGUCGGCCGCUGCUGCCGAGGCCGAACACCAACAACAACAGCUACAACAACAGAGAGGCCGAUCUUUGAGUAAAUCGACGGCACUGCCGGCCACUUCGUCUGGGGCCAGUUCGCCCAGCAGGGCCGGCAGCCUGGAUCACCAGCAGCAGCAGCAGAACGCUGCGGCGGCUAAAAUGCUGGGCAUGCCCGACCAGAACACGGCGUCCAUGUUGGCGGCCAUGGCGUUCGUGACGCGAGCGCGAUCGAGUUUCAUGAUCGGCGACAUUCUCAACUCGUCGAGAUGGACGGACCAGCCUCCGCAGUCGCAGCAGCACGGCCAACACCAGCACCACCACCACCCGCUGUUGGGCGCCUACCACCACCACCAGGGCGGGUCCCAUCCGGCGGCGACGGCGGCGGCCCUGAUGGCCGCCUCGGCCGCCGCCCAUCAUCACGUCCCGCAACACCUCAAUCAACUGCCUCACGGCCUGCACGGCCUCCACCAUCACCACCACCUGCUGCAGCAUCCGUCGGUGAUGGAGGCCGUUCACCAGCACCACCACCACCAGAGCGGAGGAGGCGGACACAAUAAGAAUCUCCUGCGCCAGCCGAGAGACGGGCACAGCAGCAAGUCGGACGAGGAGGAAGACGACGGUGACUCGGAGGUCGACGUCGAAUCCAACGCCAGUUACAACAGCCGUCAAACCAACAGUCUGACGAAUAAGGAGGACGGAAACGAAGAGGAGACGGAUGCCGACGAGGAGGAAGAGGAGGAGCUGAGAAACGCCGGCGGCGGUAGCGGAAAGGUUUUGGGCGGAGGGUCAGCAGCCGGAGCGGCCGGCAAGAGCGGAGGAGGCGGCGGCGGCGGAGGUGGUACCGGAGGCAACGGCGGGGGAGCUGGCAAUUCUUCGUCGAGACCGGCCUCGUCGCCGCCGUCGCCGUCGUCGUGCGGCCGGAAGCAGCGCAAAGCCCGUACGGCCUUCACCGACCACCAGCUGCAGACGCUGGAGAAGAGCUUCGAACGCCAAAAGUACCUCAGCGUUCAGGACCGGCUGGAACUGGCCGCCAAACUCAGUCUGACCGACACCCAAGUGAAAACUUGGUACCAAAAUCGCAGAACCAAGUGGAAGAGGCAGACGGCGGUCGGUUUGGAAUUGCUGGCCGAGGCCGGAAACUACGCCAGUCUGCAGCGGAUGUACGGCGGCGCCAACGGUUACGGCUGGCCUUACGGUCCCAUGACCCAGGGACCGCCCCCGGGACCGCCCAACUCGGCGGCAGCGGCCGCCGCAGCUGCCGCUUCGAUGGACCUCUACUACCGUCAAGCGGCGGCCGCCGCCGCCCUCCAGAAGCCGCUACCUUACCGGCUCUACCCUGGCCAGCAGCAGCAGCAGCAGCAACCGGGCGGCGGUGGGCCGGUUCAUUCGGGCCACCACGUCGGAGUGCCGGCCGGCUCGUCCGGCAGUCCCAUUUCCACCUCGUCGCCACUGCCCAGCCAUCAUCCGUACCCGGCGGGAUUGAGUCCGCUGCUCAGCGCGGCCAAUUCGGCCUCGGCCGGACUCAGUUCCUUGGCCGCCGCCUCGGCGGCCAUCACGUCUCAGCUCUACCCGGGCAACAACAACAAUAACAACAACAACAACAACGGCAACCGGGCUGAUUCGUCGUCAUAAUUUUGUUUCUUUAUCUUGUCCAUCAGGGACUCCGUUCCGUCCGUUUGGUUUGAUUUUUGUUUUUGUUGUUGCGCGUUUAGACUUUUGCCCAGCAUUAGCGAAUUUUGGCGUUUUUGUUUCUUUUUUCUUGUUUGAUUUGAUUUCGUUUUGUUUUGUGUGUAAAUGCGGGUGAUUCUUCUUCUUCUCCUUUUUCCUGCAUAUAUAAUUCACCCCCGUCGGCAGUGCGUGUGUUGCGUCAUCUCAUCCAUUUUUUUGGCUAUAUCCCGCGAAAUUUAAAAAAUUCAAAAAUUGGAAGAAAAAAAACUUGUUUGUUUUUUCUGUGUGUGUGUGUGUGUAUCCCCCCGGCAUCUGAUCAUUCUAUUAGAAGACAAAUAUUUAAGAAUGCACGACCAUGAUCUCAAGUGUGUGCCUGCAGUCGAUUCCCCCCUCCCACUCUCCUUCCUCUGUUAAAUUUAAUCUUGCAUUCGUUUUUGAAAUGUCAAAGCCACGCAAUUGUUUAAAUUUUUCCUCCUUUCAUCGUCGCGAAACGAGAAAUGUUUUAUUUCGGGAGUUGGCGGCGGACGGCAUUUCAAACUUUAUAUUAUUAUAAGAGACACACACACACACGCAAUAACGACGUGAGAGACGAUCAUUAACGAAAAGAUUCAAAACAUUCCCCCCUCCUCCUCCGCUAUUUACUACGUGAUUGUGAUAUAAAAUAUACACAUGAAAAGCAAAAAAAAAAUUAAUUAAUUCAAUAAUUCAAUUUUCUUUUUUUUUCUAAAAAAAAAAGAAAAAGAAAAUCACAAUUCGCUUGCCGACAUGUUGGCGCUGUGUGUCAUCAAACCUUGUGUUCAUUCGACAACAAAAAAUAAAAUCAAUCCAUCUGAGAACUUUAAAGAAAUAAAACAAAAUGAAUAAUUGGGAUUUAAUUAACUAUUAUGCUGGCGUCCAACAGCAGUUGGCGGUCGUAUAGCGUCAUUUUCAAUAUUUUCUUUCUGUUCAUAACUAUUUGCCAUUUCUUUUAUGUGCUGUACAGUAAAAUUCCGUUUGACUAAUAACUCACAUGCCCGCCAUUAUUUUGUGGAAUAUUGUUUCUUGAAUUUAUUAUUUCGAUUUUUGCGUCCCCCCUGUUCAUUUUUUGAGUGUGUCCGUGUUUUUUAAAUGUUGCGCAGUGUCUCUCUCUCUCACUACUCUUUUCUCUCUCUCCUCUAUCUUGUGGAAAACAAAAUUCAAUUUUUUCUUUGAUUGUUUCGAUAUUUCCUAUCGCAAUUUUAAUCUGUAUAGCCGUGCAGUUCAGCUUUUUGACAAGACAAAAAAAUUCACCCCCCUCCCUCUACCCCACAGUGGAAAUAAUGUACAUAAGAUAAGCCAUUUUGACUCAGAAUUAACGACGAACAAAAAGAAUGAAAAAUCCGGAAAGGAGAAGUAAGAGAGAAAAUACAGACCAUUGAAAAGAAAAAAUCAUUUUUUAAA
This is a messenger RNA of Daphnia pulex (common water flea), 3924 nucleotides long. Its product is annotated as homeobox protein B-H1-like. The transcript is spliced from 3 exons. Gene Ontology annotation, molecular function: DNA-binding transcription factor activity, RNA polymerase II-specific; DNA binding. NCBI's taxonomy places the organism in Eukaryota, Metazoa, Arthropoda, Branchiopoda, Diplostraca, Daphniidae. The coding region runs from base 637 to 2469 and encodes 610 amino acids. Gene Ontology annotation, biological process: regulation of DNA-templated transcription. The record is from RefSeq and is a predicted model, not a curated record.